This is a messenger RNA of Notodromas monacha, 843 nucleotides long. The record is from the annotation of a GenBank genome assembly. NCBI's taxonomy places the organism in Eukaryota, Metazoa, Arthropoda, Ostracoda, Podocopida, Cyprididae.
AUGAGGAUAAUCGUCAAAGUCAAAUUCGGUGCAUCUGCGGAUUUGUUGACACCUUCGGAUUGUUCGACGAUAGUGAAAGCCAUGCGAACCGCGGAUUCACUGCUGGUAGUUGAGACCGACAAGGAGUUUGAGGACGCUGUGGAGCAAGUGGCCAAUUCAGAGAUUUUCCCACAGGAUCGACUAGCGCCAAGAUGGCGAUUUCAUGUGUUCUACAGGAAAAGACCCACAACAAGCAACGCACAACAUGGAAACAUGGAGACUGUGAUAUUAAUGCACAUUGACCAUUGUUUCUUGGAUGGAGGCGCCAUGAGCUUGGUGAUCCUUCCAAAGCUCUUUGACAUGGACCCCGCGUCAGACCCCAGUGUGCUUUUCCAGCACAUGAAGGCAGUCAGCAGUGUCCAAAGAGCUUGGCUCUGUCUUUCUGGAUUCCUCAUGAUCCCUUUGGCUCUCUUCAGGGCCUACUUUGUCAAUGGGUUCUGGCCAAGUGACUUGAAUCCUAUUCAUGCUAGGAGAGGGAAAAUGGAUGGAAGGUACAUUUUGCGGCCAAUCCAAAUGCCUUUGAAAAUGCUCAAAGAUAUCCAAGCAUCCAGCGGGGCCAAAUUGAACACGAUUUUGGCUUCGUGCAUUUACAAAGCUUUGCAAAGAAUCAGCCAAGACAUCGCAGCUGACCCAAAAACUGUUCUUGGGUGCAAAAAGGAUGCGGGCAUUUUGGAGAAACUUCAAAUGAGAUCCACGAGGGAACGUAAUUGGACACUAGUCAUACCACAAAGUUGCUGGGUACCAGGGGACAAAUUGGAAUUGGUCAACAGAACAUCAGGUAUUUUAAAAUCAAAAUCAGUACUG